Penicillium arizonense is the source of this 1941-nucleotide messenger RNA. RefSeq names its product ABC1 kinase family protein. Lineage: Eukaryota; Fungi; Ascomycota; Eurotiomycetes; Eurotiales; Aspergillaceae. The coding region runs from base 1 to 1941 and encodes 646 amino acids. The transcript is spliced from 2 exons. The record is from RefSeq and is a predicted model, not a curated record.
AUGGCGUCCGCGACACUUCUCCGCACUUUGCGGCCUGCCCUGCGUCCCUCCAUCUGGCGCCCCCAACCCCGACGAUACGCCCACCCAGGCCAAUUUCAACCCUUCGUACCACCCUCUCCAAGCUCCCUAGGCAAACCAACCGCAGCGAAGACCUACACACGAACCCGCAAAUGGCUUCGCCGGAUUGUCUACGUCUCACUGGCAACGGGCGUGAUCUACGGCAUUGACUCGCAGUUCUACGCAUCAUCGCUGACCCGCACUGCCCGCACCUUCUCCCUCGGUCUUUUUGUCGCCCUCGACUACAAAAUCAACUUUCGUCCGCACCCUCCACUCGCCAGUUCUAUUGCUGCCGUGCACGCUCGAACCGCUGAGCGGUUAUCAGACCUGCUGCGGCAUAAUGGCGGUCUCUACUUAAAGAUGGGCCAGGCUAUCGCUAUGCAAUCUGCGAUUCUGCCGCCUGAGUUUCAGCAAAUGUUCUCGCGCAUGUUUGAUGAUGCGCCUCAGAAUGGUUGGAAGGAUGUUGAGAAGGUCAUUCGUGAGGACUUUGGCAAGUCACCCGAGGAGGUCUUUGGGGUCUCGUUUACGGGCGAGGCCGGCAAAGGUGUAAUGGAGCGCAGAGCCCGAGCUAGUGCGAGUGUUGCUCAGGUCCAUUGGGCUCGCUUGCAGGAUGGCCGGGAAGUUGCAAUCAAGAUCCAGAAGCGGGAGAUUGUGCAGCAAGUAGCCUGGGAUCUCUGGGCUUUCAAGGUUGUGGCAUGGGUAUACAGCAAAUGGUUCGAUAUUCCGUUCUAUACACUGGUUCCCUAUGUGAGCGAGAGGCUCUCGCUUGAGACGGAUUUUGUAAAUGAGGCAGACAACUCGGAAAACAUGGCCAAGUUAGUUGCCGCUGAACCCCGCCUGCGCGAUCGCGUGUACAUCCCUCGGGUGUACCGUGAGCUGAGCUCAAGGCGUGUCAUGACUGCCGAAUGGGUGGAAGGCGUACGGCUCUGGGACAAAGAUGCCAUCACGCGCCCCUGGCGCGGUGGUUGGCGCGAAGGAAGUCCAGGCUGCCGCGGGACACCCUUGGACCGGAAGGGUACUCCCGAAGAGAAGAACCCGCAGGCUGCCAAGGUCAAACCUGAGCGCGAUUACUGGAGGGGUUACAAGAACCGCGGCGGACUGGGAUUGUCAUUAAAAGAUGUGAUGACUACCAUGGUAGACUUGUUCUCUGCCCAGAUGUUCCUAUGGGGAUGGGUUCACUGUGAUCCACACCCUGGCAACAUAUUCAUCCGCCGUAAGCCAUCUGGAAAGCCGGAGCUCGUCCUGAUCGACCACGGCCUGUACAUCCACAUGGACCCCGGAUUCCGUCACCAAUAUGCCCGAUUCUGGAAGGCCCUGUUGACCUUUGAUAACCGUACGCUGGGCGAGGUUGCCAAUAGCUGGGGCGUGAACAAUGCAGACAUUUUUGCAUCAGCGACAUUAAUGCGCCCCUACCGCGGCGGAGACAUGUCGACACAGCGCGGUAUCACCGGACUAAGCAAGUCCGAACGCGCCGAGCGACACUACGAGAUGCAACAGGCAAUGCGCAAGGCAAUCCGUGAAAUCCUGGGCGAUGAGACUAAGUGGCCAAAAGAGCUCAUUUUCAUCGGCCGCAAUUUGCGCAUCGUCCAAGCCAACAACCAAUUUCUGGGUUCGCCCGUGAACCGCGUCAAAAUCACAGGCAUCUGGGCUUCGCGCGCGCUCAUCGAAUCGCCGGAUCUGCCGCUGGCUGAGAAGAUCCGCAACUUUGGCCGGCACCUCAUUUUCCGGAUGGUGCUGUUCACUACUGAUAUUUACUUCUACUUCACCAAGGUGCGCCAGUUUUUGCAUCUGGGUGGUGGGAUGGAAGAUGAUAUUGAGGCUCAGAUGCAAAAUAUGGCUUCGGACAUGGGGAUUGAGCUUAACCAGAAUGUCUUCGAAGGGUAG